Messenger RNA from Trichoderma virens Gv29-8, 1423 nucleotides. RefSeq lists its product as uncharacterized. Bases 1 to 1137 code for a protein of 378 amino acids. The transcript is spliced from 7 exons. Gene Ontology annotation, molecular function: oxidoreductase activity. Lineage: Eukaryota; Fungi; Ascomycota; Sordariomycetes; Hypocreales; Hypocreaceae. The record is from RefSeq and is a predicted model, not a curated record.
AUGAGCUACUUCCCUAGCCCUGCUGCUCCCGUGAGCCCGCUCAACCGUUACCGGUUGCUGUCACCAACAGCCUCCGUCAGAGUCAGCCCACUGUGUUUGGGUGCCAUGAACUUUGGUUCAAAUUGGAAGGACUUCCUGGGAGAUUGCGAUAAGGCAACUUCGGAAGGCAUCUUGGACUUUUUCUACGAGCAGGGUGGCAAUUUCAUUGACACCGCAAACAACUACCAAUUCGAGGAAUCUGAGACCAUCAUUGGUGACUGGAUGAAGAAGAGGGGAAACCGCCAUGAGAUGAUCAUUGCAACAAAGUACACUACCUGCUACAAGCUGGGCCCCAUUCGUCCUCAUAUCGCAGCCAACUUCACCGGAAACGGAACGAAAAGUCUUAACGUAUCUGUUGAAGCCAGCUUGAAGAAGCUGCAGACUGACUACAUCGACUUGCUUUAUGUGCACUGGUGGGAUUAUGCCACUUCUAUUCCAGAGCUGAUGCAGUCAUUGAAUAGCCUUGUUGUAUCUGGCAAAGUCUUGUAUUUAGGCAUCAGCGAUGCGCCCGCCUGGGUGGUGAGCAAGGCAAACGAAUAUGCCCGAAACCAUGGGUUGCGCCAAUUCUGCGUUUACCAGGGACGUUGGUCCGCCGCCAAUCGUGAUUUCGAGCGCGACAUCAUCCCUAUGUGUAAGGAUGAAGGCAUGGCUCUCGCCCCUUGGGGAGCACUCGGCGGCGGCAGAUUCAAGACCGAGGACCAGCGCAAGGCCGAAGUCGGACGCAAAGUACAGGCUACUGAAGUCGACAUUCAGGUCAGCAAAGUGCUUGAAAAGAUUGCCGCACGUAAGAACACGGUUAUUACGAGCGUCGCCUUGGCAUAUGUUGCUCAAAAGACACCCUACGUCUUCCCCAUUGUUGGCGGAAGGACUAUUGAGCAUCUCAAGCAUAACAUUGAGGCCCUUACCCUGCAGCUGACUGAAGAAGACAUUGAAGAGAUUGAAAGCGCUUACCCCUUCGAUAUUGGAUUCCCGAACAGCAUGCUCUGGGGUGGGAAACAAGGUCCAUCUCAGCAGAAGAUUUGGCUCCUUGAAUCUGCUGCUCACUAUGAAUAUCUCCCAGAACCCAAGCCCAUCGCACCGACAAAGAUAGGAGAGUAGAGCGUCCGCUUUAGGUCGUCGUGCUGGCGAUGGUUGCCGGGACGCCAAAACAAUCAGCAUAUCCAUUGUGAUCACGGCAUGCAUACUGGUACCGGCCCUGGCUGGUGAAUGGGGGGAAAAGCGAAAUGGUUCUAGAACCGUUGAUGCAGACAUCGUUGACCAUUAUUGCAUUAUUUGGGUAAUGAGAAAUGGAGGGGCCAAGGAUACGCAACCUUGAACUAGGUGCUACUUGCUUAGAGCAUUUGAGUUAGUUGUAUUAGCAUAUGAAACAGCAAUUCAUCGCUUC